GAAUAAGUUUCAACAAUGAUGUUUGCGCAUAUUUUUACAGUAAUCAAGCGUAUUGUCAUGUUCAACGACUAUGAUAAUUUUGUUUAAACUUACACGCCUAGUUUUUUUUAUUUAUAGCUAAAAAAUAUUAUAUUUGACAGACUAAAUUGACAGUUGUAGAGUUUCGCAUUAUAUAAUUUUACUUAAUAAUAUUAAAAAUCUAUGAAAAAUUUAGAAUUAAAUUUAUUUAUAAAUAAUUUUUAAAAUGUGUGAAACGAUAGAAAUUGUUGAAUUAACAAUGACGAGUGUGUUAGAUGAGGAUUUUUCUUAUAACAACUUUUACGAAAGAGAACAAUUUUCAACUGAAAAUCAUCAUAAUGUCAAAUUAGGGUGGAUUGAAGGUGUCUUGAAUCCAUGUCUAUUAAGUAUGUGGGGUGUUAUGCUUUUUUUACAACUUCCAUGGAUAGUUGGACAAGCUGGAAUACGCGAUUCUUUAGGAAUUAUUUUUAUUUCAACAAUAAUUAUAGUUAUCACAACUUUUUCACUUAGUGCAAUAAGUUCUAAUGGUCAAGUUAAAGGAGGGGGUUUAUAUUUUUUGAUUUCAAGAUCAAUAGGUCCAGAACUGGGAGCUUCUUUGGGAAUUCUUUUUGCGUUCGCAAAUACAAUUGUGGCAGCGUUAAAUACUCUUGGAUUCUCCAUGUCUUUAAAUACUUUGCUUCAGACUUAUAAUAUUCAUUUUAUGAAUUCUAGCUUAGUGCUUAUAAGCAUUGGAAUUGCAUCAAUAAUUUUAAUGGGUAUAAUAUGCUGUAUGGGCAUGGAUGAUGAAGCAAAAGUUCAAAACUUACUAGUUGCAAUUAUUGUUGUUGCAAUCUUCGAUGUAAUCAUUGGGUCAAUCAUUGGACCAAAAAGUCUUGAAGCAAAAGCAUCUGGAUUCACUGGAUUUAGUAUGGAUACAUUUUUAAGAAACUGGCAUCCUGAUUAUCGAUCCUCAAAUAACAAUCAAGAAACAUUUUUUACAAUUUUUGCUAUUUUUUUCCCUGCAGUAACUGGAAUACAAGCUGGAGCAAAUAUUUGUGGUGACCUCAAGAACCCAAGUAUUGCUAUACCAAAAGGAACUUUAUGGUCGAUUUUGAUAUCAAUAACAUCAUACGUAGCUCUAGUAGUCGUAACAGGAUCUGUUCAGCUAAGAGAAGCAAGUGGUGAUGUUAGUCAAUAUAUAAAUGGAUCGUAUUUAAAUUGCUCAAAUACAAAUAAUUGCAAGCAUGGGUUAUCAAUCAUUGAUGACAAUAUAAUGCAAUCACUAUCGUUAUGGCCAAAUUUUAUAUACUUUGGAUGUUUUGCAGCUACCAUAAGCACUGCUCUAACUUCUUUGAUAGCCGUUCCAAAAAUUUUACAAAGAAUGGGGCAAGACAAUGUACAUCCAUUUUUAAGUUAUUUAUCAGUUGGAUACGGCAAAACGAAUGAACCUUAUCGAGCACAUUUUGCGACAGUUCUUUUAGCAUCUGCAUUUAUGCUAGUAGGAAAUCUCAAUGCUCUUGCAUCUUUUUCGUCGAGUAUUUACUUAUGUACUUAUGCAUUGUUAAAUAUUUGUACUUUCCACGUCGCCUACUAUAAUCCUGUAGGAUGGAGACCAUCGUUUAAAUUUUAUAACAAAUGGUUAAGUCUGUUUGGUUGUUUCGCAUGUUUUGUUAUUAUGUUCUAUGUUGAUAAUAACAUGUCGAUAAUUAUCAGUUGCUUACUUUUGCUUCUAUAUGCAAUUGCUAGUCGAAAAAAAUACGAUCUUAAUUGGGGUUCAUCGAUGCAGUAUAGAAAAUUUAAAAAUGUAUUGAAACAUGUAUAUAAAAUUAAUUCUUGUUUAUAUCACGUUAAAAACUAUUCACCCAACAUAUUAUUACUCUCAGGAAGUCUAGAAUUAAGAAAACAUCUAGUAUAUUUUGCCAGCUCAAUAACCAAAAACAACGGUUUAUUAAUGUGUGUUAAUGUAAAACAGAAUCGAAUAACUUCUCAAGAAAUACAAAAUGACAUGAAAAAUAGUAUGCUGUGGUUAAAGGCAUAUGGAAUAAAAUGCUUGUAUAAUAUAUUAGAUGGCAUUAGCUUAAAUUUAGCAGUACGAAUGAUUUAUCUAUGUAGUUAUGGACAAUUAAAACCCAACAUCAUAUUUAUGGGCUUCAAAAGCGAUUGGAAAAAUUGUUCUGAUGACGACCUUCAGAGUUACUUUAGUAUUUUUAAUGUAGCAUUUGAUAAUCGAAUUGCUAUUAUGAUCGCUCGUUUUAAAACAGCCAAGGAAAAAAAUAAUAAAAUUAAUGAAGAAGACAAUACGCCUCUGAUAGAAGAUGGUAAAAACAGAAAACCAAAGACUUCUAUAUAUUAUUUAAAUAAAAAUGAAAAACAUUUCUCACUCGGCACUAAAAUGAAUAAAAAUAAUGUAGUAGAUAUUUGGUGGUUAAAUGACGACGGAGGUUUAGCAUUAAUCAUUACACAUAUGUUAAAAUGUUGCAAUGAAUGGAAAAAAUGCAAGUUUCGUAUAUUUGGUGUGGCAAAAAUUAAAGAGAAUGUGGCAACUGAAAAAGAAAGAUUAAUCGAAUUACUAUCAAUGUACCGUAUUGAAUUUGAUGCUGUUGAAGUAAUUUUAAUAAACUCUGCUGACAAUCACCUAGUAAAAAGUGAUCAAAUCAAUAGCGAACAAGAAUUUGGUGACAUGGAAGAUAUGUUUGUCCAUUAUUUACAUUUAAAAAAUUUAAUUGAGUCAAGAUCAAGAGGAUCAAGUCUAGUUAUUUUGUCUAUAGUAAAACCUAAUAAGUUAUUUUAUAAGUUGCAUAUGUAUACAUUAGACUCUUUAACUGAUCAAUUAGAGUCAAGUAUCAUACUAAGUGGAAAUGUACUUCAAACCAUUACUGCAAAUGCUUAAAAAGUCAUUUAUAAAAAUGAUUAGAAACUUGGUGUCAUAAGGUGCUUAAAAUUUCCUCUAAUUAGCAAGCGAAUGUGUAAUUACUAAUCCUUCUUAAUCAUACAAUGUAAAAGAAUUGCAAUAAUCUUUUGUUGAGAACUUAAUAGAAAACCUCUUCUAAAAAAAUGUAUGUUUCCAUUAUUCAUAUACUCAUAUACAUAGCAUUUAAAUCAUUAGUAUAUCUUGUUUUUUUCGAGACUAGUACUCUAAAUUUGCGUAAUAUAGUUGACGUUAAAAAUAGCCAUAUCUUAAUACUGCAAACAAUUAAGGUAUCAUUACAAUCAAUAUUUUUAAACGACCGCUUAAUUGAUCAUUUUAUUAUUUGAGAAGAAGUAAAACACACAUACAAUGAUAGUGUAUUGCUUAAUAAUAAUUGUAUACUUGAAU
Daktulosphaira vitifoliae (grape phylloxera) is the source of this 3313-nucleotide messenger RNA. RefSeq names its product bumetanide-sensitive sodium-(potassium)-chloride cotransporter-like. Gene Ontology annotation, biological process: chloride transmembrane transport; potassium ion import across plasma membrane; potassium ion homeostasis. The transcript is spliced from 18 exons. Gene Ontology annotation, molecular function: sodium:potassium:chloride symporter activity. The record is from RefSeq and is a predicted model, not a curated record. Bases 245 to 2887 code for a protein of 880 amino acids. Gene Ontology annotation, cellular component: membrane. NCBI's taxonomy places the organism in Eukaryota, Metazoa, Arthropoda, Insecta, Hemiptera, Phylloxeridae.